Molecule: messenger RNA, 315 nt
Organism: Ascochyta rabiei
Lineage: Eukaryota; Fungi; Ascomycota; Dothideomycetes; Pleosporales; Didymellaceae
Exons: 2
Coding region: 1-315 (104 amino acids)
Source: RefSeq, a predicted model, not a curated record
AUGUCUCCCAUCGCGCAUAGUGCCGUCAAGUUCACGCAGAGAAUAAGAGAUACGGUCCUUCGACACAAAACGCUCAACUUGAUUCACCAAGCUACCAAACAGCCGGAUCUAGCUCAUUUCACCGUAGCUACGCUGAAGAACCCUACCCAUACAAGUCACACAGACUCUAGGCAGCACGCCACAGUCUUGUUGGCUACUGAGGAACAGGUCAAGAGCAACAAAUCUCAAACCGUGCAUAUCUAUCACGAUGACAAUGGCAAUUACGCAGGCCAUCGCAUCUAUGUUGAGAGGCAGAACAAGACGAGCGACGAAUGA